AUGCCUAUUCCCCUGCUGAAAGGGCCUUUAGAAAAUAUUACCAGGAUCCGGAAAGCUGUGGGGGCCAUUCCCAUCACCUGGGAUAGCCAUUCUGGUCUGCAGGCUGUUGCUGCCACCUGCUGCAAGCAAACAGCCAUGGAGGGGCUGCCGUAUAUAGUAAGAGGUGACAAGUUCCUCUCCAGAAGCAGCUUGACUGACAAAGAGACUGAAGGAGAGAAUCUUGGGAUAUGGAAAAGUCUUUUAAAGGUGAGACACAAGGUUUCAGAGAACAGUUUCAGCAUUGUUCUUGUGAAGGUUAUACUUAGCCCUGAACCACACUACUUUCCUGUCUGCAUUUCAUUUCCUGGGGACUUGCCAAGUGAUCAACAGCCUCAACCCUGUAGAGUAUGGGAAGAAAUAUUCAAUGCAAGAGAAAACAUAUAUUUUCUGCCUAAUUCUGAUGUCAACUUGACCUGCCAAACAAAGGAGAAAGGCUUCUUCGUACAGAUGCUAUGGUCCAAGGUCAUGGAUAAAAAUGAUCUGAUUGCUGUUUAUAAUCCCCAACAUGGCAUCCACUGUACCCAGGGCUAUGCCUAUAAAUCACAGGUGACUUCCAUAGAAACUCUGAAGAAUGUAACAAAAUAGACUCUAUACUUAAAGAAUAUCUCUUCCACCCUCACUGGAAAGUAUGAGUGCAGCAUUACACUGUAUCCAGAAGGCAUCCAGACUAUAGUCUACAAUCUCAUUGUGGAACCCAACACAAAAGCUUAACACAACCACACAAUAGAAAUAGAGACAGAUUGGACUCUGGAAAUACCAUGCUUUCAAAAUACCUCCUCAGAAGUUUCACCUAGGUUCACCUUUUCAUGGUUGGUGAAGAAAGAUGGCGUCCAAGAAGUUCUCUUCACUGAUGAUCACCAUGUGAGCAAUUCCACAUCAUUUAAAGGAGUCAGGCUGGGUACAAACUACAGUCUCCACCUCUUUCUAGUCUAAAUCCAAGAUGAUGGCAUAAUAUUUUCUUGCCACCUGACAGUCAGCCCUUUCAAGGCCUGGAAGACCUCCACCACAGUCAAGAGUUUUGCUAGGCCGGAAAUCCUCGUGAUGGUGGAGAACACCACCCUGGAUGUCUUAGGAGAGAGAGUAUUUACCUGCCUACUGUAGAAUGUCUUCCCUAAAGCAAAUCUCAGCUGGUUAACAGGUGGAAGGUUUCUUCAGGGCAAUGAAGAAGGAAAAGCAUAUGAUAUUGUAUCGGAAUUAGAAUUCACAUCAUCCAUUACACUUACAGGACGGAGGAGGAGAUCCAAUUGA
Messenger RNA from Psammomys obesus (fat sand rat), 1287 nucleotides. It is a transcript of the gene Cd96, whose product is annotated as CD96 molecule. NCBI's taxonomy places the organism in Eukaryota, Metazoa, Chordata, Mammalia, Rodentia, Muridae. The record is from RefSeq and is a predicted model, not a curated record. Gene Ontology annotation, biological process: cell-matrix adhesion; inflammatory response.